This is a messenger RNA of Diatraea saccharalis (sugarcane borer), 1841 nucleotides long. NCBI's taxonomy places the organism in Eukaryota, Metazoa, Arthropoda, Insecta, Lepidoptera, Crambidae. The record is from the annotation of a GenBank genome assembly.
CGCGCGCGCUCAGUCAGCUGACGACAGCCGCUGUGACCGCACGCUUCAACUCAACACCACCCCGUGACAGUUCCGCGCAGUGAACGCAACCCGAGUGUUAAUCUCUUCGUGUUAAUAAAAUACAAUAAUAAAAUGGCCACUUACGCCCAGUUCAAGCACGUCGAGCUCUACAAAAUCGGCCACGGAAAGAAUAGGGUGCCCAAUGCCCCGAAAAGCUGCAUAGCCGAGAUCUUCAGUUCGGACGUGGUUGACGGUGGCAGUCCAGUGAAGAACGGUAUAUCGAAGCCGCGUGUAGUGCGUGACACACCUACCCGCCCGCGUGACACACACUCCAGACUCUUUGGACAGGCGUCCUCGCACCACGGCUCCGUCGCCCCCAUGGUAACGGACACCAUCCGCAGCCACAUUCAAUUCGGAGACGGCGCCAUGAACGGCACCAGCCCUUCAAACUCUCCUUCCAAGAUGAACGGUAGCGCGAUGUCCACCCCCAGCAGAGGUGAGACGGCCAGCAACGUCGAACACUGCAACCCGAUCACCGGAGACGGCUACAAGUCGAUGAACGGCCAGAUUAACACCGUGACGUCAGUGAAUGGUACCAACCACAUUAUGCACCAUAGCCGCGUGCCGCCCGGCGGAUACUCAUCUGGCCUUUGGUAGGCUUACGUCACAUCCCCCCCACCAUCACUUAUCGUAUCUACCCGACGACGGAGUCACAAUAAAAACUCAGUCGUCGCUCAACUUUCGGCGCGCGCGGACCGUUAAUAUUCUAAAAUAUAAUAUUAUCGGCAUUUAUAUUUAAAAAAAAGUUAUUGAAAAUUUGCAUUUAUUUCAACUACCAUUUUGUUAAUCUACUAAAUUACGAGUAGUAGUACUUUUAAAUUAUAGUAAUAACGCAGCGUGCACUGUCAAACUGCAACGUCCACUAAAAUGGAGGGUACAUGUUGUUUGAUUACAUCUUUAGCCUAUCCCAGUAACAAUUUAUUCGAAUAAUUUAGAAAUAGAUUUAUAGAUAUUUUUGUAAUAGUAUUUCUAUAAUUGUAAAGAUACUUUCGUUCUGUUGCUCUCUGUAAUCUUAUUCUGCGUUUGGUGGAACGCUAAUUCUAAGAUGGCACAGAUCAACAAUCUUUAUUUAAGUACCUACUCGAGAAAAUGUACUCAUUCACACUUAAAACUAUGUUAACGCAUCGAUAUUGAGAAUAAGGUGUGAGAAAUGUAUCAGCAAUAUACCAAAACGAAAAGUGCCUUUAAGGAUGGUGAAAUGAAAUUAUAACUAUCGGAAUUGUAUAAGUUUGAAUUUACAUCUCGUAGGGUGAUUAUAUUAUCUAUAUAGUUCACGGUAUAGAAAUAGUAAUCAUACGGCACUGGCUAAUUGAUACAAUUAACACUAACAUAUUAUUAUUAUCUAAAAUAUAUAUAUGUAUAUCUUUAAAUAUUUGGUUUGUUGAAUUUGAAUGUCGUAAUUGAAGUGAAUACGUUUUUUUUUAUAUAUGGAAAUGCAUUUAUUUUCUUUUUUUAUACAAGUUUAUUUUAUUAUUUUUUUUAGUUUAUUUUCUACAUGUUUAGAGUAAAAGUGUAAAGAUGGAUUUGAAUUUUGGUAAAUUAUCUGUUAACAUAUUGGAUGAAUGACAAUUGUGUGUUAGGAUUAAUAAAUAUUUUAUAAGUUUUUGUUCUGUCUUUAGAAUGUGACAUUCUUAAAAUUACCAUAUCAUCUUUGUAAAAAUGUGUUUUUUUAAUACUUCCUAACAUGGAUUCGCGUAAUCACAGGCCUAAUUGUAACAACUGUUAAUAGAUAAUAAUCCAUAUUUCAAAAUAAACUUUUUUUUAUUAGAUCGAUGUUUUUA